Messenger RNA from Lolium perenne, 1101 nucleotides. RefSeq lists its product as uncharacterized. Gene Ontology annotation, biological process: photosynthesis. Lineage: Eukaryota; Viridiplantae; Streptophyta; Magnoliopsida; Poales; Poaceae. The record is from RefSeq and is a predicted model, not a curated record. Gene Ontology annotation, cellular component: photosystem I.
AGUGCUGCAUAUGCUCAGAUUUGCCCCUGUCUGUUUCUAUCCAUAGAAAAACCUGCGGCUCAUAUAAAAUCCAGGAUUUCUUGAUAUCAAGUAGUAGCAACCUGGCCAUAUCUACAAAGGAGUUAAGAGAGCACGCUGGACAGUCAUCACAUGGCUCAGCCUCCAGGUAAACUGAUGGACGCAGUCAGAAGGCCAGUCUCGGCAGCUUCAUCUCUUCAUCAAUCAGCGGUAAAUCACCUCCAGCCACUGGUCACCUUGGCUCAGAGGAAUGGAGUUGGCAGGAGAUCCCUCCUUACUCUGCUGGCAUCAGCUGCGGCCAUACCCGAGGCUAGUGAAUCAAGAAAGGCCCUAUUGCAAGAUUAUGUGAAGAGAUCAAAGGAAAACAAAGAAAAGAACGACAAGGAGAGGCUGGAUGACUUCUACAAGAGGAAUUACAAAGAUUAUUUUGGUUUCAUGGAAAACUCGGUUAGAGAGAAGAAAGAGGAGGAGCUCACGGAGUCGGAGAAAGGAAUUCUCGCGUGGCUAGGCUUCGCGGAGAGCCCGCCAUCAGCUCCACCGCGCGGUCACCUUGCGCUGCUGCAGCUCGCAGCCGCACCGCGGCGCGCCUGGCCUCCCCAGCACGGCGAGGAGCUCCCAGGGAGCCCGCCCGCUUCCGCGCCGCCUCCUCCCGCUAGACCUCGGCCAGGAGCGCCUCCUCCUCCGCUUCCACCGAGGACAGCACCGCCGCCGCCUCGACCCCGCCGCCACGCCCUGCACACGCACGCCCACACCAAGGCCGGCGCCGCUCCCUCUCCGCUUCUCCAGCGCCUGGGGAGUGGCCUCUCCGGCCUCACGCGUGGCUGCAGCGGGAGAGAGAGAUCGGCCGGCGAUUGGGGAGGAGAAGAGACGUGGGUUGGGGAGGAGAGGAGGAGCGGGGAUUGGGGGGAGUGGAUUGGGUGUGUCCCGAUCUAGGUUUUCACUGUUCAGCCGCUGUAGACUCAAAGGCGACGCGAAUUAACACCCGUAGCUGCCUCUGACCGUUGGGCCUCCCAUAUUGCUGAACCCACGCGUCAUAGACUCGUUGGGAAGAUGAGCAGGUGAGGAAAAAACUCACCGAUCGGA